Molecule: messenger RNA, 5137 nt
Organism: Trachymyrmex septentrionalis
Lineage: Eukaryota; Metazoa; Arthropoda; Insecta; Hymenoptera; Formicidae
Product: NACHT domain- and WD repeat-containing protein 1
Exons: 15
Coding region: 207-4952 (1581 amino acids)
Molecular function (GO): protein binding
Source: RefSeq, a predicted model, not a curated record
AAGACAGCGAAGCCAUCUUGGCGAUAUCAAACGAUAUAAAAUACAUUGUGAGGAAAAUAUUCCCAAUUGAAAGAAAAUGAAAUAGUAAUAUUUCUCAAAAAUAGAAAAUGUCUCACGUCAUAUCAUUGAACGUGUAAGGAUUCGUUAUUGCGAUGAUCGUUGCCUAACACCUUUUUCGAACUUGCGAAACAUCUUGCUCUGCAAGUAUGAAUCUGGAAGUAGAGUUGAUCGCGGGAGUCAUCAAAGGCGGCCCACCUCCAGCUCAUUUGCCGGCGCCAAGACUCAUCAAGAUAUUUAUCGCUGGCGAGAGGGAUGACUUCCCGGAGGAGCGCAAACAGCUGUUGGAGGUGGUCGGUCCGGAGUUGCAAUCAAUUUACGAUGAUAUGGGAAUCGAGGUACUCCUGGUGGACAUGCAAUAUGGAGCCGGCGAUGACCCGGACGUCGAUCCGCAUCUGGCGGAAUACUUCCUGGAGGAGAUAAGUGCGUCCCACCGUCAUUCCAGAGGAUGUUUUCUCCUGCUGUUGACGGGAACAAAUUACACCGUAGGGUGGGUGCCAACGGAAUUGAAAGAGGCUACCUACCAAACGCUUGUCGCGCACUGCGCUCUUCUUAAAGAUCAUUACGAGCACAAUGGGCACUCUUAUGCUUUGAAUGCAAAUAGCGUGCAAACUGCUCAACGAGAAUGGCAAAAGGAUCGAGAGCCAAAGUUGCGCCAGGCAUUAAAGACUGCUGUGGAACGGGCGAUUGUGGAGCAUCCGGAGAAUCAGGACUUGGAAUACACCUUAAAGAGCACGGCGGAACGACAACUGGAACACGGCCUAAAUUUAGACCAGCAGGGCUUGGGGAUAAUGGCUGUGAUUCGCGAAUGGACGAGUGAUGAUGCGCCAAGAUGCACGGCUGCCGCCGAGGGACUCAAGAAUCGCAUUCAGACUACCUUGCCCCAGGAAAACGUCCUGGGUUUUGACGUGGAAUACCGUAGCGGCGGUAUCGAUUCCGACUGCGAAGCUCACGAUGAAUAUCUUGCGAAAUUUCGAGAACUGAUAUUGGAUAGGCUUCAACAGCUGGUGAACGCGUCUGUCGAAGCUGAUCCGGAAAUUAAAAGUCGCAAGAAAAUGGUUCAGGAGGUCUACGCUGAAAGCAUGGCGCAUUUUGCUCUUCUUCGAGAAUUGCCGUUAGCCAACGAGGGCAACGAAGCCGUGGAGCGAGUUAAACGACUUAUCCUUGCAGGCAAGGAGCAUAAGCACGGACCGAUUCUAAUCUAUGGGCCCAAAUCCUCUGGGAAAUCCUCUAUCCUUGCACGCGUCUAUCAGGAUUCACCUGACUGGCUUUCGACGUCGACGCUUCGCGUCGUUCGAUUAUGUACCUCGACACCUCGAUCCGCUUACAGCCUGGAGCUCCUCCGUAUUCUCUGCCAGCACGUCGGCUUUCUUUGCGGAGAUAACGACGGUAAUUUACCGCGAGACGCCUCCUUCGACCCACUCUACCUCAACAAUUGGUUCAGUCUCAUUAUACGCCGCUUAGAGGAACAUCCCCUUCCGGACCAAUUAAUUAUUCUCCUCGACGAUCUUCAUCGCUUUCAUCCGCUUGAGUGCGAUAUCGUCGCUGCCUUGUCCUGGUUACCGCUCACUCUUCCUCCGGGUGUUCACUUUGUUGUCACUUCCGCGCUUCCGCCCGAGGGAAUGCGCCUCACGCCGCUUCAAAAGGAUCGUCUACGUAGCCCCGAUAUUCUCGUUGAUUUAUCCGGGCAUGUGUGCGCGACACCAGGCGUCGACGCGGUUCUCCAACGCUUAGAGGACCUCGUCGGACUCGACGCAGCUAAUCGGAUUGCCUCGAUUCUCGCUUGCACCGAAUAUGGCUUGUCGGAGACAGAAAUACUGGAAUUAAUUAUGCCUACUGGAGGAGAAGGACCAUUGCUUUUGGAGGAGAGUCAAUUUAAUUUUGCAACCUGGUGCUUGAUCAGGAGAACAUUCGCACCGUGGCUGAAAGUACGAGUGAUGAGCGGUCGGUUAAUGUUUUCCUGGCGUAGCCAAUGUCGUGAAGCCGCUCUCAGAAAGUAUCUCUCCAAUCAAGACGUUUCUCGCGGUUAUCACGCGGAGUUAGCCAGCCUCUUCUUUUCCGAGGAAGCCGAUGAUAAUUCCGACAAAUCGCUGGAGAAUCCAUCUUCUUCGCCUCCUAUCAAGGAAACACCGUUUCAAAGUGCGCCGCAAACGCAAAUUGUCACAUACACACUUCGACACGUUGAAGAAGCAUGGCUACAUCUUCUGCGUGCUUCUGACGUUGACAAGUUGAAGAAACUCGCCGUUUGCGCGUUCGAUUUUCUUCUUGCGAGUGCUCAGAUGAUCUCCGUGAGCUAUCUACGAUGUGUCCUCGAACAUGCCAGACGAUAUCUCCUUGAACGCGAUUUGGAACUCGUGUAUUACGCGGUGAGAAAAUCCAGCGAUGUUCUUACCAGAGAUCCACUUCAGCUCGCUGCGCAGCUUAUCUGCUGGUUAAGACCGGUUGCUGAGGACGGAGGUGACCUCGUCAGCAGAAUGGUCAUGGCGGCAAUGGCUUGGUGCGACGGUUACACCGCGCCUUUACUCGUGCCCUUGAACGGAUGGUUACAACCGCCUCUGCCACUACAGAUCCGAGCGAUUACUUGUCCUCAGGGAGUUAAGUUAAUCGAAGCGGCACCAUCUGGUCAGCAUGUAGUCAUUGUGCCACCGCAGGGAGAUGCUCAAUUAUGGCAUGUGAUGUCCGGUCAGCUCGUUCAUACAUUCAAAGGACACUCCAGUCCAAUUUCAUGUUUAGCCGUUACCCAUCAAUCACAGUAUCUGUUAACCGGUUCCGAAGACACUUCUAUUAUCGUUUGGGAUAUGAAAGAUCUUGUAAUGAAACGCCGGAUUUGCGAGCAUAUCGCACCGGUUCUCACUUUAACUCCGGCACUCAACAAUUCCGUUAUCGUGAGCGGUGGCGAGGAUUCCAGAAUUAUUGCUACGAGCUUGCUCACUGGCGAAGUCCUGAUGAAGGUUGAUCAUCACCGAGGUCCUGUCACCACUAUUCGAGUCGAUUCCGCUGGAGAAGUCUUGGUUUCUGGUUCAGUCGACGGAACUGUGUGUCUUUGGUCUUUGGAAAGCUUUAGUCUUCUCAACAGUAUUACUCUUCCUUCUCCAGUGAUCAUGCUUGACGUGUCUGCAGAUUCAGUUUUUCUUCUAGCCGCUUGCGAAGAUCAGAAGCUCUAUCUAAGAUCCUUGGCAACCGGCACGGAAAUCCAUACACUUAGAGGACAUCAAGGACCAGUUAAGAGUCUUUGUCUGGCAAAAGAUUGUAGAAGAGCUAUCGCUGGUGGUGUCGAAGGCAGAGUAUCCGUAUUUGAUAUGCAUAGUGGAAAGUUGAUCAGGACUCUGCCUGCUAAUCCAUCAGCAACAGUUACUUCAGUCAAGGUAACUGAGAAAGAUGAUUUUCUGAUAACUGGUGGAGGAGGUCGCGUGACUUAUUGGAGCUUUCGUGGUGAAGAACCACCACCAAAACCACAAAAACCUGGAAAACAGGAUACAUUGCAACCCCAUACCGCACCGAUAUCCUGCUUGGACAUCUCCAGGGAUGGCGCUAUGGCGGUUACUGGUGGUGUCGAUUCUUUAGUCAAUUUAUGGCAACUCAACACUCACGAAUUGUUAUCCACCCUAGAAGGACAUAUCGCUAGCAUUACUUGUAUCGCAUUUUCCGCAUCAGAACUUUUUGUCGCAUCUGGAUCCGAAGACAAGACGGUACGUGUGUGGGGUUUAACUCUAGGACUUGUCGUGGCUACGUUCAGGCAUCAGGCACCAGUAACUGCUGUUACUGCUAUGCUAGAUGGAAGAAGAGUGGUCAGUUCAGAUCGUGCUGGCUCUAUCAGAGUCUGGGCAGCAGAUACCGGUACAUUGAUUCAAUCUGUUUGCGGACCUGGAAGAUGUUUCGCUGUUGCGUCCGACAUGAGAUACGCGGUUUGCGGAUCUGGUGACAAUCAGGUGCGCAUAAUCAGUCUGGGCGCCGGUCCCGAGGAGAAGCAUCAGGUAUCGCACUCACAGGAUAUCACAUGUCUGGUAGCAACGCCGGAUUCUCAAUAUCUGAUCACUGGUUCUCGCGACAUGAGUCUGAAAGUGUGGCAACUAGCCGGCGGUAAACUCUCCCAAGUGUUGGUCGGUCAUACCGAUCAUGUGACUUGCGUAGCAGUCGCGGUGCUCGACAAAUCUAUAGUGGUAUCCGGCUCUAGGGACGCCAAUUUGAUCGUCUGGGAUAUCAAUACUGGUGCCGAUUUGCACACUCUCGUGGGUCAUUUGGGUUACGUGACCUGCGUGCGUCUCUCCGGCGACGGUACUUUGGCCGUUUCCGGAAGCGAGGACAAAAGCCUCAUCGUUUGGGAUACUAAAAAGGGCACCCCCCUCAGUUCCAUUAUGCUACACGUACCGGUUUUAGGAGUCGAAAUGUCUACCGAUUGCUCCAGGAUGGCAGUACAUUUACUGGAGCAUAAAUGCAUGCCUAUUUUAUGUCUGCAUAAUACUCCCGCGCAAUACGUGAAAUUGCCGCCAUACGUGGCCCCGCGGGACUUAAGACCACCAGGACCGAAACGACCCGCCAAAAGAUUGUUGAAGAAAGAGGUGUCUUUAGAUACUUACACCUGGCAGCGAAAGUACGGGCAUCUUACGUCAGGUAUUAUAGUUUCAAGUAUCGAGGAACGAUUGAAACGUCGCUUUAGCGUGAGCGCGUCAAUGGAAGAGAUCAGCCAAGCAGGUUUAGCCGGUUCUCAAUCUGGCUUAGGUCCUGAACAAGCCGCUUUAGCACAAUCUCAACAUUUUGAUCAACUAGAGGCACUUUGGAACAAACAGUCACCGCCGCCAAGACCACGUGGCCUAGUCCGGACAUUAACGAAACAAAGUUCGCUUCAAGCUACCCGAAUAUCCGACUCUGAAGAAGAAGAAGAUAUACCGGAUUAAAUGACAAAAUAUUUUCUAUCGACAACCUUCGGUCGAUUGUCGAAUAUAUUUAAGUUACAAAAUGUCCUUCCGUGUCAUUCGAUGCAAUAAAUAAAGAUAUACCAGAGGUAAUAGACUAGAACAAAAUGUACGAUUUGUUCCAUUAUUUUUGCAUUCAAUAGUUUAUCUCUAUUUUAUUUUGUUAU